GCGGCCCACCCCGCCCCGCACGCAGGCCCCCACCCCCCGGCAGGGGAGGCUCCGCUGAGGACCGGGGGGCCCCGCUGGGGCAGUCGCGAGCGGGCAGCACCGGGCACCAACAGCCUCACGCACCACCAGGCACCCAGCAGCCUCCUCUUCAGCUCCCCCAGGAACCCAGCACAGCACCACCAUGUCCUCCCGCACGAUCCUCAGCCGGCCGCGCACUCGCCUGUACGACUGCAACUACAACAUCGGCCAGAGCUACUACAAGCCCAUGAUGGACCACCUGGACCGCAAGUACUCCGGCAGACCCAGCGAGAUGCCCAACGCCUACCCCGCCACCCGCCCGGUCAACCAGGAGGAGCAGGACCUGUUCAGGACGAGGCGGGCGGGCUCGGCCCUCAUCGGUGACUUCGAGGACUCCAUCGGCAACACGCCCGAGGUGGGCCGCAAGCCGCUGUCCGGCGCCGCCUCCGCCGCGCUCCGCGAGUUCGACGACAUCUUCGAGAACCGGCCGACGGCGCGCGGUGAGCGCGAGCGCGGCGGUGCCGGGCUCCGGGCGUCCUCCCUGGCCGCCAACGGCGCCUCCAACGGCUACGACAUCGACGACGCCAUCGAGGAGGUGCGUCGGGCGCGCGCGCGCCGCAUGGAGGAGGCCGAGGACGACGCCAACGACUCGGUGUCCAUCCGGCGCCGCAACCUGGUCGCCAUGAAGAACGAGCGCGAGCAGUCCCUGGCGGACCGCGCCCUGGAGACGGUCGGGCUCCGCAAGCUGGACCUGGACAGCGACCUGUCGAGCUCCACCAUCAUCAAGAAGAGGGUGCUGCGCGUCACCCAGGACGUCGAACAGUCCGCCGCAAAGGAGAGCGGCGACCUCACCCGGUGGACCAAGGUGAACGCGGGCUCACCGCUCGCCCUGGAGAGCGCCUCCGAGGCCGCCGCCAUCAGCCGGGCGCGCCAGACGCGCAACCGCCUGCAGGACCUGGAGAACGAGAUGGAGGACCUGGCCGAGAGGGGAGCGCUGCGGGAGCGACGCGCCGCCCAGCUGCGCUCGCUGGUGGCCGAGUCCGCGGACCGCGCCUCCGACGAGGACAGCAGCUUCCGCAGCGUCAAGUCGAGCCUGCGCAGCGAGAAGAAGACCGUCACCUUCUAGGCGCGCUCGUGCCGGACGGGCGGGUCGCCCUCCGCGAGGACACGCUCGACGACGGAGAGCGGGGUGACUUUAGUGGGCGCCGAGGAUUUCCCUAUACUUUUGCAGUCUUCUAAAUUUCUAAAAUUGGAUUAUUUUCCAAGAUUUUACCAUCUGUUUCGGUCUGAAAACGUUUUUGCUGUUCGGUAAUCAACCAGCUAUCUAUUGUCACCCCGCUCUCUUGUGACUUGGAUGUGAUGAUAUCAAAGAAGAAAUGGGAGUGUCGGCUUCCCAAAAAUGGACACGGAACGAAAUGUGUUUAAAAUUAAUAUCUACCUUAAAGUUAAAUUUUGCUAGUGACAGUAAUUAUUGUGAAGUACUUGUUACUCCAGGGCAAAAUUUGCAUUUGAUCCUGCACUGUUCGAUGCAUCUCUUGGCUCUCAGGCCAAGAAGCCGAGUGAGGCCUAGAUGGACCGUAAGGUGUCUCUCUAGAGGCCCGGUGCGGUGGCGGGCCGGGUGCCCAGCUGUGCCGCGCCGUGCCUUGCCGUCUGGUCCAAGCUGUCUGCCCCCGGCCCCGCCUCGUGGCGCCAGGGGCUGGUGACGCGACGCGGAGUCUGCUGUCUGUAUAUAUUUAACCUCUUUUGUACGUUAUGUGUGAUCUAUGUACACGUGAAUAAAAAAAGAAUUAUGGAGCAAGAGCCUAUUAUGAGGGAGCGAGGGACCUGUAUUUAUUAUUCCUUUAUUAAGAUGAAAGAGAUGUGAAUUCCUCAUGUUUGGAGAGUGGUGGGAGGAGUGAGCUGGCGUAAAGGUAGGAGGACUCACAGCUGUUUUGCUCAUAGCUUUGUUUACUAAUGUACUUCGGUCCAACUCCACAAAGUUUGGAGCUCUCCUAGCAAUUACAUGACAAACAGAUUUAUAUUUAUAGAUUAUUCCACUAUAUAGCUUGCUUGUGAAGUAUAGACGUUCGCUUUGGGUGUUGCUUGCCUUACUACAACAUGAUAGGCGAGAUGCAAAAACGAGAGCUAAGGCACCUCGGUCAUUUCCGAUCAGGUCAGAUGCGUCUUGGAUGGCAUCGCCAACCUGUGGUCUGAACAUCAAGCCUGAUGCUCCCCGAUCCCUGUACGGUACGACGAAGGGAGCGGUGCUUCAUUGUUUGUGAGAUGUGUGAUCAAAAACCCUAUUAUUGUUGUUUACUUUAUUGCACUUUUUAUUUGGAAAUGGGAGUUUUGAAUAAAGAUUGGUGUUUUUUAAAA
Molecule: messenger RNA, 2373 nt
Organism: Frankliniella occidentalis (western flower thrips)
Lineage: Eukaryota; Metazoa; Arthropoda; Insecta; Thysanoptera; Thripidae
Exons: 3
Coding region: 182-1144 (320 amino acids)
Source: RefSeq, a predicted model, not a curated record